Messenger RNA from Colletotrichum chrysophilum, 2631 nucleotides. RefSeq lists its product as uncharacterized. The coding region runs from base 1 to 2631 and encodes 876 amino acids. NCBI's taxonomy places the organism in Eukaryota, Fungi, Ascomycota, Sordariomycetes, Glomerellales, Glomerellaceae. Gene Ontology annotation, biological process: translational elongation. The record is from RefSeq and is a predicted model, not a curated record. The transcript has a single exon. Gene Ontology annotation, molecular function: GTP binding; translation elongation factor activity; GTPase activity.
AUGGCCUCCGGAUCGAUAUUCACCUUCGAAACUGACCCUCAACGGGUCUCCUCCCCGUGGCUGGCUCCGGAAGAGCUGGGGAGGACACCAAAGUCUCAACCUCCCUCGGAAAAUGGGGAACCUCAGCCUGGUCACCUCUCUGACUAUGGAGUCACCAAACUGGAAGCAGAGCCUCAGGAGGGACCAACUGAGUACAAGCUUCACCUGCUCCUCCGACCGAGACGGACUUACACUUCGAUGAGCACUAUUGGCAAGCCGCCUUCCCAGCACCCCAAGACUUCUGCUUCCGCGACGCGACCUGCCAAGGUUAUGCCUGCGGCUCUAUCUGCAUCGAGCCAGAGUCGCCAGGUGCGCCUGCAGCAAUUGACGACGCAGCUUCUGUGGAGAUUGCAGCAGUCCUGUGCCUACCAUGCCUUGAACCCCAAAGACUUGAUUGUUCCCAAAUUACCUGAUGAUACGGCCGACUUGAGUCAGGCGUUGACGCCGCAGAAACCGCUCCCGGGACUGGAAGAAUCUCGCGGUGCUCUGUACGAGAUUGGCGUGGCUGACGACGGAACCCUGGUGGGAUUGACAAAGGACGAGAUGGAUGAGAGUAUCACAACUCUUAGGGUGAUGGCAGCCACGCUGGGCUGUAGAGUCGAAAUUCUUCGUCAUGUCAUCGUGGGAGAAUGCGAGUGGCUGGAAACCUCCGAAUUGGUGGACAAUGUAGCAUCGCAGCCGGCCCAGAUUGGACGACAAGCGAGGCUCUGGGUGGUUGAGGCAUUGGUGACUCCGGACUUCUCAGCCAAGCAUUCUCUUGCAGAAAUCCCCGAGAGUGGCCAUCGAGAGGUCAAGCAGUCUCCUAGAGCCAACGAGCCUGUUGUGUUACCAAACAGGGGUCGUUCUACGACCGACCAGCUUAGGAUAACGCUCACGGGGCCAACAACGUCUGGCAAAUCUACUCUUCUGGGGACAUUGUCUACUGGAACUCUCGACAAUGGGCGUGGGAAGAGUCGUAUCAGUCUUUUCAAGCAUCGCCAUGAGGUUGCCUCCGGCUUGACCAGCUCAGUAGCCCAAGAGCUCAUUGGGUACAAGGAUCACGCCAUCUUCAACUUCUCCCAGGAUCAUGUCGAAUCAUGGAUUGAUAUCCACGACAGCGCCGAAAAUGGCCGUCUGGUUUUUGUCUCCGACUCUGCCGGGCAUCCCCGAUACCGUCGCACCAUUCUCCGAGGGUUGUUCGGCUGGGCUCCCCAAUGGACGGUUCUGUGUUUGGCCGCCGACGACAAUGAAGCCAGCUCUACCAAGGAUGGUGCCAGCUCGACGGCCAACGAAGUCCUCGGAAUCGCAGGCGCAGGUGUAGACCUCGCAAAAGCCCAUCUGGAAUUGUGCUUAAAACUCAAGACUCCUCUGGUCAUUGUCAUCACGAAACUUGACCUGGCAACCAAAGCUAGUCUGCAGAGAACUCUAGGACAAGUACUGACACAUGUCAAAGAGGCUGGCCGGGUUCCCAAGAUCCUGCAACCUGCCGCAGGUGGUGCUCAGGAAUGGAGCAGAAUUCCCUCGGCAGAGCUCAACAAGGCCCAAGUUCUCACCAACGGAAUGGAGCAGAGCGUAGACUUGCUCAAGCACAUACCCAUCGUCCUUACCAGCGCCGUUAGUGGUGCGGGCAUAGGGUUGGCCCAUGCCCUCUUGGAGAAUCUCCCAUUACCACCUGUGCCGACUGCGCAUGACUUUGUGGGGAUGGCCCUGAACCCGGAGCAGCCUUCCUGUCUAUUCCACGUCGACGACACCUUUAGUCUACCUGCGUCCUAUGCCUCUCUUGCUGAGAAUCCCAACCAGAAUGACACUGGAACUGUAGUGUCGGGUUAUUUGAGAUUCGGAAAGCUCUCCGUGGGGGACGCCAUCGUGGUUGGGCCAUUUCCUUCGGGCGAUGACGACUUCAAGGGCAUGACACCAGAGGAUAGGCCCUCUCCAGGUAACUACGGCUUGUCAAUAUCCCACCCCUCUUCCGCAGAGCUGGCCAAGAUCGCGAUACGUAACACGGUCGCGGCCUCGACUAUUAAGGGAGAAUGGCACAAGGCGAAGAUUGUCAGCAUCCGCAACCUGAGGCUUCCGGUUAACACCCUUGAAGCCGGCCAAGUUGGCACCAUUGGGAUCGUUCUGGAUAUGCCGCCCGAGAGCCUCACAGAGGGUGAUUUUGAGCGGCUGUCGAGUGCACCUCGCAUCAGGAAAGGCAUGGUCCUGGCAAUCCCAUCAAAGCACAUGGUGGAUACAGGAAUGUCUCUCCAGGCCGCGAGUGGACUGACAGCGUUAUUCCAAGAGCCAAACACGGCGUUCCUGACGUAUGGAUCUCUAGUAAAUCUCUAUGUUGGAAGCAUACGAGCAGCCGCCAGAGUCAUGGGAGUGUCAAGAGUGCGCCACGAGCAGGCCAUGAAAUCAGCCGAUGACGGGGAAGACAUUUUCAACAUGAACGAUCACGAUGAGUCCAUGACAAACUCGGAACUCGUUGGGGGCGUCCAGGUAACAUUGGAGUUGCUGACUAGCCGGGAGUGGGUUGAGAUGGGUUCACAAAUCUUGCUCCUCGAAGGUGGCCGCAAUGAUAAGUCUGGGCUUGAAGGAUUCGUCGGAACUGUGGUGGAGAUUGUUGACUGA